Cucurbitaria berberidis CBS 394.84 is the source of this 3126-nucleotide messenger RNA. RefSeq lists its product as uncharacterized. Gene Ontology annotation, biological process: regulation of DNA-templated transcription. The coding region runs from base 1 to 3126 and encodes 1041 amino acids. The transcript has 3 exons. NCBI's taxonomy places the organism in Eukaryota, Fungi, Ascomycota, Dothideomycetes, Pleosporales, Cucurbitariaceae. The record is from RefSeq and is a predicted model, not a curated record. Gene Ontology annotation, molecular function: DNA binding.
AUGGCCCCUAACAAACCGACAGAGCCAUCCAUCGAGCGCACCCAAGAAUAUGACGAGUUCCUAGACACGUUAGCAGAAUACCACGAGAAGCGAGGAACGAUUCUAGACCGCGAACCCAAAGUUGGGAGCCGACAUAUCGACCUAUUGCGCCUCUAUAAACGCGUGAAUGAGGAGGGCGGAUACGACAAGGUCUCAGAUACUAAAGGCAAUAAGCUGGCCUGGCGCAGAAUCGCUACCGAAUUCCUUCCCCAUAGCCCCAGCAUUACCACCCAGGCAUUCCUGGUCAAGACAGCAUACUACAAGAAUCUUGCGGCCUACGAGAUAUCGACCGUCCACAAGCGCGAACCCCCGCCUAAAGAGAUCCUCGAAGACGUCUCUGCAAAGGGUGGAGACGUGCUGACUCGAACCGUCGACAACUUCUUUCCAUCAGGCAGCCGCGAAGCCGAUCGGUUACGAAACGGAGAAUCAGAAUCAGAAGACGAGGACGAAGACGCCGACAUCAAGAAAACACCCAAAGACGAUAAGAUGGAAGUCGACGAGCCUGGCAGCGUCGGUCGGUCGACAAGAUCGCUCCGCCAUGCGCCCCCCCAGCGUGUUCUCUUCCAACCCGACACCUCGACCCGUCAAACGCGCCAGUCUACGGGCCACCUGAACCCCCCCCAGGUCAACGGCUAUGGCACAAGCGGGGCUGCUGUGACGAUUGCGAACUACGAACCGCGCAACCCACUACCGGCCACGAUGAAGCCCGUCGUGACCCCGUCGAACAGCUUAGACAUGUACAUACAGUCGCGUAAAAAGUACAUUUUGAACAAGAGGAACAGGCCCGUGCCGCUCAAGGGCAUGAUGUUACCCGGCACUGGCUUCCCAGGACCCAACAUCUACAUCCGCGCUCUCCACGCGCUACGCUCAAGAGAGCCUGAGGAAGAGGCAUACGCGCUACAUCACCUGGUGAAGAUCUCACAUGAGCGGGGCGACAAAUAUCGCUUCGAUCAGUUCCCCGGGCUUGCUGAGGCGCUCAUCGCAAAAGUCAUCGACGUUGGCUCGUUGUUCUUCGAUGUGAGCUGGGAGAUUUCGUAUGUUGAAGAUGACUUUGAGCAACCCCAUAUCCUCAAUGGUCUGUCCGCCACCCGCGAUUUGCUCAAGAGGAUUCAGUCGUUACGAACACUCGAUAUUCACGACGAUCUACUAUCGGAGGGCACCGCAAAGGCUCUAAAUUUGGUCAACGAAGCGGCCUUGAUCAUCCGAAACAUGGUCAUGCUAAAGGAAAAUGCCCAAUUUGCCUCCAUGAUUCCUUCCGUUCAGGAUCUGAUUGUCAUCGCCCUCAAUCUACCAAAGCACCCUACCGUGGUCGAGCUGCAGCACUACGCUCUCGAGAUUGCUGAGCAGUUGACUAAGUACUGGAUAUUGAGCUCAGACAGCCCGCUAUAUCGCUCGUUGUUGGCUCAAGUCGAUUCAGAUGACCGUGGCAGGAUCAUCACCUCGUUAAGGGCACUUGCCCGAAUAGCCAUGAACCUCGAGGCUACGAAUAAAUUGUCCAACGUCCCAACAAAGACGUUGAAGUCAAUAUGCGAUUGGCUCCUCGUGGAAGAUGAAGAUUUACGGAUAGCAUGCCUGGACUUCCUCUACCUCUUCACCGGAUUUCCGGACAAUGUCGAGCUACUUGCGCAUGAGGUUGAUCUUGAAGGGGUGGUGAACCAGUUGGUUCGUUUACUACAAUAUGGCGCUGUUGCUUAUGAGGAACGUAAGAGUGCACCGAAGACAUCGAAAUCAUCAACGCCGACCGAAGGCGCGCCGAAGCUGUCAUCUGCCAUCAUCGAUCAUCUCGUUACAUUAGAUGAGCCCGAGCGGAGCUCACAGUGGCUCAAGACAUGUUUUGAGGAAGAUCCUGCUGGUGAGAUUACACAGAUUCAGCUCUGGUCAGCAUACAAUGCCGCUUUUCAAGAAUCAAUGACUUCCAACCCAGCUGCAUUCAAAGCGCUCAUGCCAGCCAAGGAUUUCAUUACAAAUGUCUCCACAACGUUCGGCGGCGCCUCUGCUCAGGUUUUGACUGUUGGUGGACAACCGAAAUACACCAUUCGAGGCAUAAGACCACGAACAGUGCCGGUUGAUCCAAGCACGAAGAAGCCAUACAUGCGAUGCUGCUGGCAUCCCACAAGCCUGCUCAAUGGGCAUGCCGACUCCAAACACUCCACCGCAAAAAUUGAAUGCGGGGAGUUCACUUCCGGUGCCAGGGCAAUGUGGGAACAUAUUGUAGCCGUUCACCUCAAAGUUCCGCGGGACCAGGAAACCGGACAGUGGUUGCUCGAACCUAAACCCGAUAUUGAUAUGGAGAACGGCGACGUGCUGUCCGCGACGAAACCGACGAAGUACUUUUGCCAUUGGGGCGGAUGUACGCAUUUCACGCCUGCUGGUACAGAGAGUGCAUUUGAAGCUGGUCAGCACAUCAAAACGCAUCUACCGGAUACAAGCAUCAAGCAAGUCAUGCAUGCAAAGCACAAUCGUACGCCCUCGGAAUCUCGCCCAAUUACCUCAUCCGCACAAGUUUCAAGUUUGAAUUUUCAACCCCAGUUUGGACAACCUGCUGGAUUAGGGAGUUUGGGCAUGGGCGGGAGAUAUAACAAUUCAUCGCGCUCGGAAAGUAGAAAUGGGGGCAAUAGAGAGGGAGGGACGGGUGGCGCAGUGGAACACCAACCAGCGCCUAACUUUCGUUACUACAACACAGCAACGGACGAAGCGAACGACGCGGCCGGGCUUCCCCUAUCCUCGGUCCUCGUCUUGCGCAACCUCGCACGUCAACUUAACAAGAUACCACCACCUUCUUCCGUGACUGAAAUCGCUUCUCCUUCUUCGCCGACGCACAAGCGUACCUUUAGCGAAUCCAGCCCAGAACAUCGCAGGAAUACGAGUGGCAAGAAACCCAGGUUGAGCGAUGCAGCAGGGGAGCGGACUCGGGAGCAGGAAAGGGAGAGGGAAGAGAAGGCCGAACAAGAAGCACGUAGUGUGGGCUGGGUUACGAGAGUUUUCGCCCCAGUACGGGAGCAAAUCGCUUUUGUAGCGAGCCAUAAUCUUACGUUGAGGAACUACAUGGGGAGUUUGCUGAAGGCGGUCGCCGAGGGCGGGGGGUAA